Molecule: messenger RNA, 291 nt
Organism: Ceratitis capitata (Mediterranean fruit fly)
Lineage: Eukaryota; Metazoa; Arthropoda; Insecta; Diptera; Tephritidae
Source: the annotation of a RefSeq genome assembly
AUGUUAAUAAUAUUUUAUUGAAGAUUACCUUGUUUUUUAUUUUUAAUAGGGGUAUUUGUUUUUGUUUCUAAUCGAAAGCAUUUAUUAUCAAUAUUGUUAAGUUUAGAAUAUAUUGUUUUAAAUCUUUUUUUUUUAUUAUAUAUUUAUUUAAAUUUAAUAGAAUAUUUAAGAUUUUUUAGCAUAAUAUUUUUAACAUUUAGAGUAUGUGAAGGUGCUUUAGGACUUUCUAUUUUAGUUUCAAUAAUUCGAACACAUGGAAAUGAUUAUUUUCAAUCGUUUAAUGUUUUAUAA